CAACCACUCUGAAGACUGAGUACUAACAGAUACGGACCCCGCCCUGCACGCUUUGUAUUGUGUAAGUGUAAGCAUAAGGCACGGACCUUGUGUAAAGGGAGUGAAAGUGGGGUGGUGCCGAGUAAAUCGCAGGACCCCUCCUAACGCUCCGGCAGAGAAAAGUUUGCAGCGGAGUUGAGACUGCGGAACGCACAUCCGGAGCUCAAACAAAAGUCACCAUGUUGAUAUUACUCUUUGGAAUCUUUGUCCUUCAUAUCACCUCUGUCAUCCUCCUGCUUGUUGCCACCAUUGAUAACGCCUGGUGGAAGACAGAACUUUUAUCCACUGAUAUUUGGGGUAGUUGGGUUCAAAUCAAUGGACAGUGGAACUACACAGAUCUACCAAGCACCUAUCCUAGUGGGUACCUGCAGGCGGUACAGGCGAGCUCUAUCUUGGCGUGUGUUUUCUCUGGUCUCGGUUUGGUUGUGUUCAUGGUUCAGCUCUUCACAUUGCCCAAAGGAAAACGCUUCACUUUCUCCGGAAUCUUCCAACUACUGGCAUGUCUCUGUAUUAUGAUUGCUGCCUCCAUCUACACUGAAAUUUUCCACAGCAAUGAAGGGAGCUCAUACGGCCCCUGCUUCAUCAUGGCUUGGAUGGCCUUUGUCCUCACCUUCAUCUCCUGCCUCAUCUACUUCAUCCUACGCAAGAAAACAACCUGAGGAGCACACGCAGACACACACACACACACACACACACACACACGCGCACGCAUGCAUGCACACAUUAUAAUACUCAACACUCUUGUGUACAUGCACCAACAAAACCCAAUCUCACACAUACACACACAUUUGUUAUUACUAUUACUGUCUAUACUUAUAAUUAUACAUAACUGUAUAAUUAAGUGUAACUGUACAGCCCUGGUAAUCAGUCCACACUUGAUCCAUCCUGCCUGUCUGCUGCCCCUGUGAGAGCUAGGGUAUCAGGAUAGAGUCUGUGGGGGUUUGUUGGCCAGUCUUCAGGUCAUAUUGUUUAUAAUCAACAUAUGUAACAGUACAGUGAGAUGGGUGGGUAGUGGUGACUGUGUAUUAUUAACAUGUAAUGUGUUUUUGUAUAAAGGAAAUUCUAAUAGCACUUGUAGAGUUAUAACCCUGAGAUUAAACUCAGACAAUAGGAGUGAGAUCCACUCGGUAGGGAGAAAGAUUGCACUGGUGUUGGCUAUUCCAUGCUGAUCUGCACCUACGCACUGAAGCUGUGUCACCAUUUCGAUUCUGUCUGUGGGGUCACUGUGAUUUUUUUCUGAAGUAGGGUCACUAUGGUGAUUCCAUGUGUGCAGGUGGGGAUAUCAAUCCUAACCCCCAGUAAUAACUAGAACACUUCUACUAAACGUGGGAGCCACAUAUCUUUUGUGAGUUUAAAACCACACAAUGUAAAGCAUCAGAGACUCGGUGUCAGACAGGACCCUUAUUACCUGUUUAGGUGGUUCCCCCCCCCCCCAUUUGUUUGCUUGUAUUUAAUGGAUCCAAAACACUGCAGUCAUAACCAAACCCUAUUGAAUAUGUCUCUUCAGUCCAGCACGAGCAUAAGGGACUCCAUGAGAGACAGGGCACACAUAACGUCCAGACCCAUGUCGGCACCUUGCACCUGCAAGGGAGAUUUAAUUGUGCUUUCUAACAUCAGAAAAACACUAGAAAACUUUUACAUUUUGACUAAAUCUAUGAAUGAGUUAUUUUACAGUGUCUCUUAAAUGCUACUGCUAACCCUAACUUGUAUUAAAGUUUGGCUGUGGAUGAAA
This is a messenger RNA of Electrophorus electricus (electric eel), 1771 nucleotides long. RefSeq names its product epithelial membrane protein 1b (gene emp1b). The record is from RefSeq and is a predicted model, not a curated record. NCBI's taxonomy places the organism in Eukaryota, Metazoa, Chordata, Actinopteri, Gymnotiformes, Gymnotidae. Gene Ontology annotation, cellular component: plasma membrane.